AUGGAUUAUAGGUUGACUUAUUUUGGAUUUCCUUCUGUUCUUGAAGGUUAUUCGGAUGCAAGUUGGAUUACCAAUAUGGAAGAUCAUUCUUCCACAAGUGGUUGGGUAUUCCGUCUUGGAGGUGGUGCUAUAUGUUGGGCAUCAAAGAAACAAACUUGUAUCACGAAUUCAACAAUGGAAUCGGAGUUUGUGGCAUUAGCAGCAGCUGGUAAAGAAGCUGAACGGCUAAGAAAUCUAAUAUAUGAAAUUCCAUUGUGGCCUAAACCGGUAUCACCUAUAUCUAUCAGAUGUGAUAGUGCAGCUACCUUGGCUAAUGCAUAUAGUCAAGAGAAAUUACCAUUUCCUGCUCAGAAAUAUCGGCAGUACGGAACGCUACUAUCUCCACACUAUGAAGAGGCUGUGGUUUCUCAGUUUCUGGACCAGUUCGCGGAGAGCGUCGAUCUAAUCGGAAGGAUCGUGGAGGACGAGAGAGAUGCGUACCGGAAUCAGCUUAGGGUUCAGGUUUCGAGAGCGGCGGAGAUUUUCACGUGCCUGAGAUCGAACAAGCAGAUGAUGCGGCGGAAUGUGAUGGCGUAUUUGAGGAAUUGCGGCUACAAUGCGGCGGUUUGCAAGACAAAGUGGGAGAGCUCCGGCGGAUUGAGCGGCGGAAGCUACGAAUUCGUCGACGUCGUGCGGGGGGAUUCCGCAUCGAGAUACGUCGUCGAUUUGGAUUUCGCGGCGGAGUUCGCGAUCGCGCGGCCGGCGAGGUCGUACGAGUGUUUGUUGCAGCGAUUGCCGCGGAUCUACGUCGGAACGGCGGAGGAAUUGAGGCAGAUUUUGAGAGCGGCGAGCAACGCGGCGAGGUGGUCGAUGAAGUGCGGCGGCCUGAUUUUGCCGCCGUGGAGGAAGCACCGGUUCAUGCAGAGCAAGUGGCUAGGGCCGUACAGGCGGACGACUAGUCUGAUUUCUUCUGCGGCGAAUCGCAGUAACGGCGUCAAAUGCCGUGCUGUUGGUUUUGACGCCGCAGCUAACGGCGGUCGUUUGGUGUUUCCCGCGGCUGCUAGAACGAGAUGACUAAUUAACAAAAAGAAUACCAAUAUCGUCGGGGCAAACUGUAUGUAAAGUAAUGAACUUUCUAGAUAGUUUAAUUUUUUCCGUAAACUUUAAAUGAGUCCUGAAUUUUACUAGAUUAUACUUCCUCCGUCCCAUUAAAAAUGCAACAUUUGCUUUUCGGCACA
Molecule: messenger RNA, 1217 nt
Organism: Salvia hispanica
Lineage: Eukaryota; Viridiplantae; Streptophyta; Magnoliopsida; Lamiales; Lamiaceae
Source: RefSeq, a predicted model, not a curated record